Molecule: messenger RNA, 1422 nt
Organism: Limulus polyphemus (Atlantic horseshoe crab)
Lineage: Eukaryota; Metazoa; Arthropoda; Merostomata; Xiphosura; Limulidae
Product: rab-like protein 2A
Exons: 8
Coding region: 1-666 (221 amino acids)
Cellular component (GO): Golgi apparatus; endosome
Molecular function (GO): GTPase activity; GTP binding
Source: RefSeq, a predicted model, not a curated record
AUGGCUACGAAUGGCACAAGUAGUUCGGUGUCUGAACAACCUGAUUAUUCUAUUCCAACUUCUGAUGGAAGCAACAGAGUGAAAGUUAUCUGUUUAGGAGACAGCGCUGUCGGAAAAUCCAAACUUGUGGAAAGGUUUUUAAUGGAUGGAUAUCAGCCUCAUCAGUUAUCCACAUAUGCAUUAACCCUUUUUAGAUACACAACUGAUGUUGAAGGUGAACCUGUUGUUGUUGACUUCUGGGAUACAGCAGGUCAAGAAAGAUUCAGCAGUAUGCAUCCCUCUUAUUAUCAUCAAGCCCAUGCCUGUAUAUUAGUUUUUGAUGUAACUAGAAAGAUUACCUAUAAAAACUUACCAAAUUGGUACAAGGAACUCAGAGAGUACAGACCAGAGAUACCAUGUCUUUGUGCUGCAAACAAAAUUGAUGUGGAUAUUAAGGUAACUAAGAAGAGCUUCAAUUUUUCAAAGAAGUUUGGCAUGCCUUUCUAUUUCGUUUCUGCAUCAGAUGGAACAAAUGUUGUUAAGAUGUUUCAAGAUGCUAUUCGUUGUGCUGUACAAUACAAGAAAAACCCAACAGAUUUCAUUGAUGAAGUUAUGCAAGAAUUAGAGAAUUUUGAGAGCAGUGAAUUUGACCAAGAAGAUAAAGCAAGUCAACCUGGUAAUCAGUAAAUGGUUUAUAAAAGUCUAGCAGUGUGAUAUCACUUAAUUUGACCAAGAAGAUAAAGCAAGUCAACCUGGUAAUCAGUAAAUGGUUUAUAAAAAUCUAGCAGUGUGAUAUCACUUUCUAGUGCCUUUUGGUGCUACAGUUUCACAUUUCUAUCAGGAAUUCUGUAUUCAACUUCUUGCUGACAAAUAGUUUUUGUGUCUUGACUUUUGAAUACAUGCAUUUGUGUCUGCAUUUUGAGAACUGCAAGUAUGGGACCACUACUGAUGUAUCACUAGUCAACAUAAAAUAUAUAUAAGCACAUUUUCAUUUAUAUAUGGGCAGAAGCUAACUUAUUGUGAUUACUUUCUACUUAUUAAAUUUCUUUUUAGACUGUAUUAUUCCAAAUUUUUAAGGAUUAGAAGUGAACAGUGUCUAUUUUGGUAGUUAUGAUUAUUUUCUAAACCAAAUGAAAAACAUGUAAAAACUUUUAUAUUCAGAAUUUUAUCUGAGUUUAAGUAUUAAGAAAAAACUUUCAAAUGCAGCUAGACAAUGAUUGAUACCCUGAAGAGGGUAAAGAUAUCAUAAAACAACAACUUAUAUUUAUUACAUGUUCAAAUAAAAUUAUUAAACUUAACUAAGCAGUUGAAACAACAAUAAUUUCUUUUUUUUUUGUGAGGUUUUCAUCCAAUGUCUGUAGACAGUUGUUUAUAACCAUAUGUAACUUUUAGAUAAGAUCUACAGUAGUACUGAAAAGGAAUCUAAUUGUGAUCUAAAUUUGA